Messenger RNA from Mytilus trossulus (common blue mussel), 1929 nucleotides. RefSeq names its product plexin-B1-like. Bases 67 to 1914 code for a protein of 615 amino acids. Gene Ontology annotation, molecular function: semaphorin receptor activity. The transcript has 14 exons. NCBI's taxonomy places the organism in Eukaryota, Metazoa, Mollusca, Bivalvia, Mytilida, Mytilidae. The record is from RefSeq and is a predicted model, not a curated record. Gene Ontology annotation, biological process: regulation of cell migration; semaphorin-plexin signaling pathway involved in axon guidance. Gene Ontology annotation, cellular component: plasma membrane; semaphorin receptor complex.
UCCCUUAAUGCCCACAAAGGAACAAUCAUCAAAUGCAAAACUGGCGAAUCUGGAAAACCUCGAAAUAUGACUCGUCUACAGGUUGUGAUUGAUGAUUUGACAAAUUUAACAAUUAAUGAAACGUUCCGAUAUUUACCUGAUCCAACAUUCAAUAUUUCAAAUGAACCACAGAAGUCUUUCCAGAGUGGAGGUUCAACAUUUACUAUUCGUGGAGAAGGAUUCAAUAAUGUAGGAAAUAUCACUGUUGAAAAAGUGGAUAAACCUUGCGACGUUCCAGACGAUUCUUUAGCUGUCUGUGAAACACCUCCAAAUUUAGAUAAUGGAACAACCAAUCAAACUAUAAUUGUUCAUUUUGAUGGAUUGACAGUUCAUAUUCCAAUAGAAUAUGUUACUGAUCCUACUUUCGAAAGGUUUCAAGGUGUAUACGAAUAUGACAAGAAGUCUUCUAUUCAAGUCAAGGGUAGACAUAUUUUGAAUGGAGCUCGACGUGAGGACUACAGUAUACAUGUUGGUUUAGAUGGAAGUUGUUUCCUACAGGAUAUAACUAUGCAACUUAUCACAUGUUUCCCACCUAAAUCAGUACCUAGGACUAACCAAACAGAUGUGAACACUGUUUAUGUUAUUGUAAACGUUGGAAAUAUCAAAGCGUACAUUGGCGAUCUACAAUACAAAGAAGACGUCAAUACAUUAGCCUUUGUAGUUGGUGCUUUGGCUGCCGCAUUGGCCUCAGCUAUUGUUAUUGGCGUGUCUGCUGUAGUUAUUUUACGAAAGAAGAAGAAAAAGGCUAUCAAAGAAUUUAAAAUGGAACUUAUGACAAGGGAAGAAAUGAUACGAAAAGCUAGUAGAGAAGAAUUCGCUGAUGCCCAAAUGAAUAUCAGGGACAUAAAAUCGGACCUCGUUACUACAAGAGUGCCAUAUUCAAGCUAUCAAAACUAUAUACUGCAUCAGCUGUUUCCGAACCAAGACAUAAGCAAUAAUCCGUUACUUCAUGAUUCAGAGAUAACAGAUGACAGGAAAGCCGGAAUAAAAAGUGCGAUCGAAAAGUUUGAAAUGUUGCUGUCAAAUAAGCUUUUCCUGAAGUCACUUAUCCAAACAUUAGAUCGACCGAAUAUGCUGACUAUGCAAGAGAAGGCUCAUUUUGCAUCUGUGUUGUCGAUCUCAUUGCUUGGAAAUAUGAGACUCUUCUUCGAUCUGGUUCAGUGUCUACUGGUGGAUAUGGUUCGGUCAUCGACGAAAAAGCAACAGAAAGUUUUAUUCCGAAGGUUUGACUCGAUAACUAUGAGAUUAAUGGUCAAUUGGUUACAGAUAGGACUGUACAAACAUUUAACGUCACGCAGCGGGAUACAUCUGUUUAUGCUAUAUAGAGCAGUGCAAACAAUUAUUGAAAUGGGACCAAUAGAUGCACUGACAGGUAAUUCAAAGAAUACAAUUGCAGAGGAGAAGCUACUUAAAAUGAGGAUUGAACAUCAGAGUCUUACAUUGCAAAUAGAUUUGAAUGGAAACAGUGACCAGCAUUAUCCUGUUAAGGUUCUUGACUGUGAUACAAUAUCACAGGUGAAACAGAAAUGUUGUGAACAGAUUUAUAAAAAUAAACCUGCUUCGGAGAUUCCACACAAUGAUGAACUUUCUUUGGAAUGGCAACAGGGAAAAGCAGGAAAACUUUUGCUGAAUGAUAUUGACAACACUAGUGAUAGAAACAAUGGAUUGGUUUGCCUGAAUACAUUAAAACAUUAUAUCGUUCAGGACGACAGUAAAAUGGCGCUUAUGUAUAAACAACAUGACGACGACGAUGUUUAUGUGAAUUCAACUGGAGUAAGAACUGAAAGUGUGACGUCAGAGGAUAUCACAUUACUGAUGCCGGACAAAUGUGGAGGUGAAGAACUAGAAACACAGAAAUGGCACUUGGUAUACUAACUUCUUUUUAUUUAC